AUAGUGCUCUGCCCGAGCUGAGAGCGCCGAGGAACCGGUGCGAUGUAGCGCGCAAGAAGCGGAUUCGGUCACUCAAAAAGUGCCACUGCUCCAAGCAAGACGCUCCAGAGCGUCUAUAAAUAAAGCUUCGGCCGGAUCGAAACUCGGGGGGAUCGCGGCAACUGGCGAGCAACGAAGGGGAUCUGCGGGGUACUGCGCGAGUUAUAAAACACGCAUCCGUCAGCCACUAGAAAGUGCAUUCUACCACGUGCCUUUUCGAACACUCUGUCUCGAUAUUGAAUAAUGACCAGCCAGAAGAGCGGAAACGGUACCGCUCCAGGGCAGGCCGCAGGUAACGGCCAUGUGGACGCAGAGGCAGCAGGAGGUCCUCCCUCCGCACAGGGCGACGAGGACAACUCGCUGGACGCCAUUCUGGUGAGGAUCGGACAGUUCGGACGCUACCAGAUCAUCAACUACGUGUUGUUGUGCGUGCCCAUGCUCUUCAACGCCUUCUUUUCGAUCUCCUACGUUUUCACUGCGAGCACAGUAGUCCACAGGUGCAAUGUUACGCAGUGCGACAGUCCCAGUAGUUUAUACGAAGAGAGCUGGUUGAACUUUUCUAUUCCGUAUAAGAACUCUGCGUGGGAUUCCUGUAAUCGCUAUGUGGCCGAUGAAUCGGAGCUGUCCUCUGAUUACUGCGAUGCUAAAUAUUUCUCCAAUACCACGGAGACCUGCGGGCAGGACUUCAAGUUCAGGGAUGAGGAGAAGACCAUCUCCACUGAGUUUGGGAUUUACUGCAAAGAUGACUGGAAGCUUACAAUGGUAGGAACCAUCAACAAUGUGGGCCAGUUCGUUGGCAUUCCUCUGGGAGGAUUCUUUGCUGAUCGCUACGGGCGUCGAACUAUGUUGGCCUAUGCCGGAACACUAAGCGCCAUUAUGGGCGUCAUCCGGUCGCUGUCGAGCAACUACUACAUGUUCCUGGUGUUCGAGUUCCUGGACAUGGCGGUGGGCAGCACCCUCUUUCCAACCGCCUUCCUGCUGGCCAUCGAGUUGGUGGGCCCCAAGCGACGAGUGGCAGCAGCCACUAUAAUUACAAUCGCGUACGCACUGGGAGAGUCCUUCCUCGGUUUCCUGGCCUCGCAGGUGCAGAAUUGGCGCUGGCUGCUCCGCGUACUCUACGCGCCUGCCGUACUUCAGGUCCUCUUCCUGUGGAUCCUGCCAGAAAGCGUGCGCUGGCUGCUGAGUCAAGGCUCCGAGGAGAAGGCCGCCGAUGUUCUGCGAAAGGCGGCGCACACCAACAGGCGUCCACUGCCCGAGGAACAAGUAGAGGAGCUGAUUGCCAACAAUCGACAGAAACUAAGCCAGGCAAAUGAGAGCCAAUACCCCAUCAGGAAGGCCGUGCGGUUCUUCGCACUGCGAAUCGCCAACUGCUGCCUCUGCUGGUUCACCCACACUCUGAUCGCCCUGGGACUGAGCCUCAACUCGGUCAACCUGGGAGGCAACAAGUACACCAACUUCAUGCUAAACGGUGUCAUCCAGGUACCGGGUCUGCUACUGCCCCUCGUUAUUAUGGAUCGGAUCGGCAGGCGCUACUCGCUUUGCGCCUCCAUGCUGCUCUGCGCAAUCUGCAUGGGCGCCUCCGCGGGAGUGGGAGCAGAUAAUUACGCGGGAGCCUUGACCCUCUUCCUAAUAGGGAAGCUGGCCAUUACAUGCAGCUUCCAGAUCCUGUAUUUCUUUACCUCCGAGAUAUUUCCUACAAAUGUGCGGAACAGCCUGUUGUCGCUCUGCUCCAUGGUGGGUCGCAUUGGUUCCAUGAUCGCCCCGCAGACUCCCCUUCUGGCCAAGUACUACAUCUAUGCCCCGCAGAUCCUGUUUGCCACUUUCGCGCUUAUCAGCGGCUUUUUGACCUUGGCCUUUCCGGAGACGGCGGACAAGGUGCUGCCCACCACCAUGGAGGAGGCCCUGGACCUGGCCAACCGUCAGCGACAGGCUGUCGUAGGGGAGGAGGAGGCGAAGGCCGCGGCGAAGCGGCACGGAGAGGGGGAGGCCACCCGAAAAGUCCUUUAAGGAUAAUACGAGAUUAUUUGCUUGCAUAGAGGCUAAGGAACGCCAAAUCUGAGUUGGGCAUAGUGAAGGCUGAUGCAUUUGUUGUUGAUUUUUAAUAUUGUUUAUUUAAUUAAGAUAGUCCGAGUUUUAUCGUGUGCACAACAAACUAUUCGUGAUAUUUAUAUGCCAGGCUGCCUUUUUGCUCUGAUAAUUUAUACCAUUUAUUUUGGAGGCACAUGCUACCUUUUUAAAAAUAUUUUAUUAAUUUACUUAGAUUUUUAAGUUUGCCAAUCGAGAAUUUAAGAACAUAAAGGCUACAUACAUAAGUCGGAAAUAUGUCCGGCCAAAAAAAUGGUUCACUAUUUUGAAUUUUAAAUUUCAAUUAUAAUCUUAUGUUUGAAAAUAUCUUUUAGUGUAUACUCGUUCAAGCGACAUCUAUUGUUGGUCGAAAAAUACAUUUUACAAAUGAUUUUGACAGUCAAUGCCUUGUGUGUUUUACAUACCAAAAUAGUUUUUCUACCGCCGCUUGAGGGCGCCACAUACUGGGCCUUAAUCUCACAAAUAAAUGUUACCGAAUAUUUA
This is a messenger RNA of Drosophila ananassae, 2607 nucleotides long. Its product is annotated as organic cation transporter protein. Gene Ontology annotation, molecular function: transmembrane transporter activity. Gene Ontology annotation, cellular component: membrane. Gene Ontology annotation, biological process: transmembrane transport. The record is from RefSeq and is a predicted model, not a curated record. The transcript is spliced from 5 exons. Lineage: Eukaryota; Metazoa; Arthropoda; Insecta; Diptera; Drosophilidae. Bases 283 to 2046 code for a protein of 587 amino acids.